CGGAGGACGCACGCGCGCCGUACCAUGCGUGAGAGACGCCGCACCACUGCCUCCUCAGCCAGCUACACCGGCUUCAAGGCUGUGGAGGGUUUCCAGUACCCGAGCGUGUGGAAGAAGGCGGGCCAGAGCGUGGGGACCCUGCUGCUGGUGGGCGCGGCGGCCGUCCUCGCGUGCGGUGUGCACAGCCUGCUGCGACACGGCGCCGACUGCAGCGCCGCCUGCUCGCCACAGACGGCCACAGAUGUCGCUACCGUCACGCUGGCGGCGGCGGACCUGGCGCUGCAGCUGCUGCUGCUGCUAAGCCUGCAGCGCGGUUGGCCAGCCGGCACGGUGGCGGCCAGCGUGUGGUGUGCCCUGAAGGCAGCCGCCGCCGUCUACCUCCUGCUGCACAGCACGUACCAGCUGCACACCGAGCCGGGUUCGGUGUUGAUCGAGCACCUGGCGGCGCAGGCGGCACUGGCGCUGGCGCUGGCCGUGGCACUGUACACGGUGGCCUCCGCCGCGCACGAGCAGCGCGCCGCAAACAGGAUCGACGGCGACGGCUUGCCCUGAGAGAGUCGACAGGGGACGGACUCCGGCGUCCGUCGCCAGCUAGACUGAGACUUCACCUGUGGCGCGGCCUUGUGGUUUAUAUCGAUGACGUGGCCGAGGACGUGACCUGAGACGUGGCCAGUGACGUGGUCCGGCUCACGCAUUGGAGCACGGCGGUAUGAGGGAAGCGAGCGUUUGGUGGCCGGCAGCUUUUGCUUGGCAGUCAUGACGGGUCUAUCUGCAAGAAAAGUACAGAACCGAAAUGAAGUGCUUUUAGAGUAGUGGGGGAUUUUUUGCUGUUCCACGAUGGAGGUGUCCUGUCAAAGACUGGUGAAAUCAACAGGAUGUCUCGUAUCGUGUCACUGACAGGCUCUUCACCGAGCAGUUCGGUGAGGUUCAUCUUGCAGCGUGUACUAACCAGAACCAGAAGCCGUUCCGAUUUUCACCUGUGGCUGUGAGGUUACCUGCUAAGCGGCAGUGUUUAAUCACUCGUGUGCCAUGAGCCCAUGAUAGUCGCGUGUGAGUGUGGUUUAUACCCCGGCGAGUAUUGCUGACGCUGCUGCAGCGUUUUCGGUUUGCCACCCCGCCAUAGAGCUGCUAGUUAUGUGUGCCGCAUUUAUCGCAUAGGCGUCGUUACAACUGUUUAUUCGCAGUUGCAUACCCAUGUCAUAACCACAGGAGACCAGGUAAACUAUUUGCAGUUUACCAUGUUGGAAACUCAGUUUUUGUAUUUAAUACUAUGUUGCCUACGCCGGGAUCAUUUGUUCUUUCUCCACCCUGGGACGUCCCUGCCGCUGGUAUCCACUGGGUUUGCCUUGCUGUCUUGGACGACAAAGCAAGCUGGUGUAUGACAGUGCGCUUCCAGUAUACACCUUGGUGGGCGCUGGAAAAUACAUGACUCAUGAAGUUUCUGCAUUAAUUGUUGCGGACGAAGCUGAGGCUAACAUUUUGUUACACGCAGCGUGACGACGGAGCAGUCG
Pollicipes pollicipes is the source of this 1511-nucleotide messenger RNA. RefSeq lists its product as uncharacterized. The record is from RefSeq and is a predicted model, not a curated record. NCBI's taxonomy places the organism in Eukaryota, Metazoa, Arthropoda, Thecostraca, Pollicipedomorpha, Pollicipedidae. Bases 25 to 552 code for a protein of 175 amino acids. The transcript has 2 exons.